AUGGUGCCUGCCGGUUGGUCAUGGUUUACCUGGGUACAGUAUGUCUUGGUGACCAUUGCGCUCUCUGGACCUGUAGUUGGGAAUGGAGUUGGUCAAAAUUCUACACAGUUUGCGGACCGGGCGACCAUAUCGGAGAUGACGCCCCCGGCUCAGAGUAUGCGGGAGAUGGAGGCAGAGCUGUUCCAGUAUCCGAUAUGCGUGGAAACUCGCUGGAGGCGUGGCCCGGAACGACAACCACACCGCACGCAACCGAGUGAUGCGGCUGGGUAUAGCUCCUCGAAAGUAACGUCGACUGCCGCGCCUGGAGGAACUGCAGGUGCAGUUGCCGAGCAAGAUACGGAUCAAGAAGCGGAUGCAGACUCGUUGCUCGACAGUGCGAGCUUUCUAUCCUUCGAGGACUGGAAGAAGCAGAACCUGGCCAAGGUCGGACAAUCAGCCGAAAAUGUCGGAGGGAGCCGGCGUGCUGCGGCAGUUGGGAAGGAAGGCCGGCGGCAACCAGGAAUCCAUAAUGCGCUGGACUCUCUCGGAGAUGAUACAGAGAUUGAACUGGAAUUCGGCGGGUUCGGCGCUGAGACGCCCGAGGCCAGCCCUGCAGCUUGGGGCACACCGAUCCCUUCGCAGUAUGCCGGCCAGCCGGAUGGUAAUCACGGUGGAGAUGUCCAUCCGCAGAGUGUGCCACAACCUGAUGUUUCGCGGCGCAAGGAUGCAGGGACUACCUGCAAAGAGCGGUUCAACUAUGCAUCAUUUGACUGCGCAGCGACGGUGCUCAAGACGAACCCCGAGUGCAAAGGCUCGUCCUCUGUGCUCCUCGAGAACAAGGACAGUUACAUGUUGAACGAGUGUCGCGCCCAGAACAAGUUCCUCAUUCUGGAGCUGUGUGAUGAUAUCCUCGUCGACACGGUCGUCCUCGCCAACUACGAGUUCUUUAGCUCGAUUUUUCAUACUUUCCGCGUGAGCGUCUCUGAUCGCUAUCCCGCCAAGCCGGACCAGUGGAAGGAACUGGGAGUCUUUGAAGCUAGAAACACGCGCGAGGUGCAAGCCUUUGCAGUUGAGAACUCGCUGAUCUGGGCGCGCUACCUGAGGAUCGAGUUCUUGACACAUUAUGGCCAUGAGUUCUACUGUCCCAUUAGUCUCAUCCGUGUCCACGGAACUACCAUGCUGGAGGAGUACAAGCAUGAUGAGAGCGUUAACCGUGCGGAGCCCGAGGUUGUCGAGACUAUCGAGACCGUUGAGGUUCCUGGCAAAGCCGAAACCCAGCCGAUAGAACCUCCAGCGCAGGAGUCUGUGAUCAGGAGCGAGGAUAAAGUUCAUCUUCAUGGAGUGUGUCCGAACCCUCUCGCUGAAGGGCCAUCGCUUCUUUUAGGACGGGCGCUGUAUUCAUUCAACACUUGCAGCAUUCAUGAACGGCCUUCUGCUAGGAAUGCUGCCGACAAGACUGCCAUGGCUACCAAGAUACCGUCGAACAUCAACCUUACGGCCACGACAGGUGAUGGAGUGCCUGCUACCCAGUCUGGAUUCGCCGCCCCGCCUCAAGCUCCCGAGGAUACUCGAAAGCCAGGGAAUUCGGCGAAAGUUGUAGUAACAACGCCUGAUGCUUCAGUCGCCGCCGACGCUUCUCAGCCGAAUUCGACGGUUGAGAGCACCGGAAAAUCCAUAGCCAACGCCAAAGAAGAGCAGAACAGUCCUCCACCGGAGUCUAAUCGACCUACCUCCACCCAGCCCCCCUCUUCCAACCCGACCACCCAAGAGUCCUUCUUCAAAUCCGUCCAUAAGCGGUUACAAAUGCUGGAGUCAAACUCCACACUAUCUCUGCUGUACAUCGAAGAGCAGUCUCGCAUCCUACGUGAUGCGUUCAACAAGGUUGAGAAGCGCCAGCUCGCGAAGACAUCCACCUUCCUCGAGAACCUGAACGUCACCGUUCUCAACGAACUGAGAGAGUUCCGCGAGCAGUACGACCACGUCUGGAAAUCGGUCGCCUUCGAGUUCGAGCACCAGCGCAUGCGGUACCACCAGGAAGUGCAUUCUCUCAGUGCACAACUCGGCGUCCUCGCCGACGAGAUGGUCUUCCAGAAACGGGUCACCGUGAUCCAAAGCAUCAUGGUUCUCUGCUGCUUGGCCGUGGUCCUUUUCUCACGGGGAUCUGUCAGUAACUACAUGGAAUUCCCCCGGGUCCAGCGAAUGGUUGCGCGGUCCUACAGCCUCCGGUCGUCGUCCCCUCCCUUCGUAUCUCCCUCAACCAGCCCCGUAUCCACGCGGCCGACGUCGUCGUACCACGAGAACGCGGCCCAUCGACGAAACCUGUCAGAUAGCUCCUCGUCGCAAGGUAGCCCCAACAGUCCGGCAGUCGCGUAUAUCCCGCCGACGCCGACAUCCGAUGUGUCACGGGAACCCGAGGACGAGGAGAAGCCUCUGCCACCCCCGUCGCCAGACUCGAUGUCGGUGCCUACGCUGGGGACGCCCCAGUUCCGCUCGCGUAGUACGCCACCGGUGCUGCAUGCGCAUUUCCCGGAUCUGGAUCUGGAUGGUGAGAGGGCGGACACUAUCCUUCCACCGGCGGCCUCGACUCCCCCUGAAUUUCCGCCUCAAACGUCAUAA
Penicillium canariense is the source of this 2595-nucleotide messenger RNA. RefSeq names its product Sad1/UNC domain protein. Gene Ontology annotation, cellular component: membrane; cytoplasm. The record is from RefSeq and is a predicted model, not a curated record. Gene Ontology annotation, biological process: protein folding in endoplasmic reticulum. Bases 1 to 2595 code for a protein of 864 amino acids. The transcript has a single exon. Lineage: Eukaryota; Fungi; Ascomycota; Eurotiomycetes; Eurotiales; Aspergillaceae.